Messenger RNA from Cladophialophora psammophila CBS 110553, 1056 nucleotides. RefSeq lists its product as uncharacterized. The transcript has a single exon. The coding region runs from base 1 to 1056 and encodes 351 amino acids. The record is from RefSeq and is a predicted model, not a curated record. Lineage: Eukaryota; Fungi; Ascomycota; Eurotiomycetes; Chaetothyriales; Herpotrichiellaceae.
AUGUGUCGGUGGUUCGCCUACAUCUCGCCCUCCGAAGAAUGCCUCCUGGAGGACGUCCUCAUCACGCCGGAACACGGCAUUGCCAAACAAGUUCAUGACCACUACUUACCAAAACUCUUCUCGCACGUCCCCGGCGAACAGACGUCGAAACUGGAAAUCACCUUGCGCAACCGCCUGAACAACGUGGAUGGCUUCGGCUUAGUAUGGUACACCCCCGUUCGCUCCUCGUUCAUCACGAGCAUUGAUGGCAUCCGGCCCGCAACAUACAAAAAUGCCCAGCCGCCGAACAACGACGCAAACUUCCACAGCAUCUGCGCCGGCACGUCGACGACCGCAGUGUUCGCUCACAUCCGCGCCGCGACAGGGACCUCGGUCGCGGCCAUCAACAACCACCCCUUCGUCUUCGGCCGGCACACCAUCAUGCACAACGGCCUGAUCUCGCACUUUACAGACAUUCGCCGGCCGUUGCUCAGUCUCGUGGAGAAGUCCGCGUACGAGAACAUCUACGGCACGACCGACUCGGAGCAUCUGGCGGCGCUCUACAUCACUAAUCUGACCAGGAAUGCCGGGGGCGGCGGUGGCCCGCAGAGCUGGGAACGGCAGUAUACGCCGCAAGAAAUGCUGGGCGCGCUGGUCGAGGCCUUCCACAUGAUCGUUCGGCUGCAACAGGAGACGCUGGGCGCUGAGAACGUCCAGGCCUGUUCCUUGAACGUGUGCUGCACCGACGGCGAACAGCUGAUCGCCGUGCGCCUGCGCAACCACGCCAUCGAGAACCCGCCAAGUUUGUACUACAGCACCACUGCCGGCGUGACCCUAAACAGGAAGUACCCAGACAAUGCCUCCGGCACCAACAACCCCAAUGCCACUCUCAAACCGGAGGACCACGGCAAGCACGUUAUUGUAGCGAGCGAGCCCACAACGUACAAGAUAGCGGAGUGGAAAGUGAUUGAGAAGAACCACGGCAUUUCAGUUGAUAAAGGAGGGAAUUGUACUGUCGAGAAAGUCGAAAUGCCCGAGGAGUUUCUGGCGCAGGCGGCGACAGGAAGACAUUUCUGA